UUCGCGGUUGCCAUACUUAUAUCGAAAGCUUGGUAAAAAUUAAUCGAAAUACAACUCUAUUUACCGUUUACUUGCACUCUCUGUUUUGGUACUGAACGAGCAAUUACAAAAUCUGUGUUAAAUUCAAAAUGCCAAAAGAAAUAUAUAAGCACAAGUUUCGGGAUUGAUGGCUACUGCAGCCCGAUUUUAAAGAUUGGAUUAGCCGACAUAAUUCGGACAUUCACAAAGCUUAUUGCAAAUACUGCAAAUGCAGUAAAACUGUAAAAUUGACCAAUUAAGAGCGCAUAUGACGACAAAAAAAAACAUGUGCAAAUACGUCAAGUUUAGUAAAACGAAAUUAAAUUAGUUUCGAGCCGGUCAAAGCAUCAGAAACUUGUCGCCAAGAAGCUGCGAUAGCUAUGUUUAUAGCCCAGUAUUGUGCUAUUGAGCCGGUUGGUCACCUAAGUAAAUUGCUAAAGACACAUUUUGACGCCAAGAAGGUUAAAUUGCACAGAACCAAGUGCACUAACCUUAUUAAAAAUGUAGUGUCUGUGCACUUUAAUGAAGAUCUGGGUCUUGACCCGGGCAACGAAAAGUUCAGUCUGCUAAUUGGUGAGUCUACCGAUAUAAGUAUUACCAAGCUUCUAGGGGUUGCUAUAAUAUAUUACAGCGCUCAAUGCGAGAAAAUUCAAUCGACGUUCCUUUCACUUGUUUCAAUUGAAAGUGGAGACGCUCUCAACAUUACCAAGUGCCUCCUGGAUGAGCUGUCUCGUCUUAAAAUUCCCGUUUAUACAUUAUUAAAGGAUAACGUGCCGUCGUUGAUUCUUGUUAAAUGUGUGUGCCACUCAGUGCAAUUGUCUGUCAAUGCAGCUUGCAAGGUGGUUUAA
Drosophila sulfurigaster albostrigata is the source of this 866-nucleotide messenger RNA. RefSeq lists its product as uncharacterized. The coding region runs from base 399 to 866 and encodes 155 amino acids. The record is from RefSeq and is a predicted model, not a curated record. The transcript is spliced from 2 exons. Lineage: Eukaryota; Metazoa; Arthropoda; Insecta; Diptera; Drosophilidae.